This is a messenger RNA of Cyprinodon tularosa, 1196 nucleotides long. RefSeq names its product guanylyl cyclase-activating protein 2-like. Gene Ontology annotation, molecular function: calcium sensitive guanylate cyclase activator activity; calcium ion binding. NCBI's taxonomy places the organism in Eukaryota, Metazoa, Chordata, Actinopteri, Cyprinodontiformes, Cyprinodontidae. Bases 113 to 700 code for a protein of 195 amino acids. Gene Ontology annotation, cellular component: photoreceptor inner segment; cone photoreceptor outer segment. Gene Ontology annotation, biological process: visual perception. The record is from RefSeq and is a predicted model, not a curated record. The transcript is spliced from 4 exons.
GGCUAAUACAACAAAAAAAACCACCUUGCAGAAAGAGAUGCCCAUUUCAAGUCAGUGCUCUUGGUUGUGGAGCUGACUGAUAUAGACUGAAUAUGGGCUGUUAUGUUUAGCUAUGGGACAGACACAGCAGACAGGGAAUUGUGAGGAGAUCGAUGUCAAAUCCCUUCAGGAUAUGUAUAAGAAAUUUGUCCUAGAGUGCCCAAGUGGAGUACUUUUUCUGCAUGAGUUUAAACGUUUCUUUGGAGUGGACCCAACUGGGGAAGCAUCUGAUUAUGCAGAGAACAUGUUCCGGGCCUUUGACAAGAAUGGGGACAACACAAUCGAUUUCCUAGAGUUUGUGGCAGCACUGAAUCUUGUUUUUCGGGGAGACCUGGAGCAUAAAUUACGCUGGUCAUUCAAGGUGUAUGACAAAGACGGCAAUGGCUACGUGGACAGGAAUGAGCUGCGGUCGAUAAUUGAUAGCAUCUAUCGGAUCAAGAAAUUCUCAAAAAAAGACAUGAACGAGCCCAGUCUGUCGGUUGAUGAGGUCGUGGAACGAAUAUUAGACGCUGUUGACUUUGACAGAGAUGGUCACAUUACUUUGGAGGAAUUUGUUAAAGGGGCACAGCAAGAUUCAUGGGUUCUUAAUAUGUUAAGGUUGGACAUGAAUCCGGCUGGAUGGGUCCUGGAACAGAACAGAAGAAAGAGUGCUAACUUCUGAUGUGUAAACUUUGCCUUUGCUGUGAUGUAAAAAGGACCCAAUCAUGGAAAAAAUUCAAGACUUUUUUUGCCUGAUUUUCUUCCAUACCUCUUUGCUGUUUCUUUAAAAAAAAACAGGUUUUCCUUGACAAAUAGAGGCUUUAUUGCUUCCAUAAUUUUUUAUCAGUUAACUGUAAUUUGGUUUUUCACACCAUGAGAACCCAUUGCAAGAAUUAUUUAUAACUAUAAAGAAUAUAAAGAAAAGCUGCUUAUUAGUUUGUAAACAUGUUUCUUUACACUGACUUAAGAUGUUCUAUUAUUCUUUCCUGUUUAGUUUAUAUUUUAUGGUGCAUGUACAUAAAUCAACAGCCUUCUUUUCAUGAAGUGUCAAUGUGUAAAUAAGUUAAUAUAAUGUUUUUCUUUUUUCAAAAUGCUUGUGUGCUUAUUCUUUUAUUGUGCGCCCAUCAGCAACCCAUAGUUAUCAUUGAAAUAAAAAUAACUAAAUAUAUAAGUUAAAG